Molecule: messenger RNA, 627 nt
Organism: Neopsephotus bourkii (Bourke's parrot)
Lineage: Eukaryota; Metazoa; Chordata; Aves; Psittaciformes; Psittacidae
Product: kunitz-type protease inhibitor 2-like
Exons: 4
Molecular function (GO): serine-type endopeptidase inhibitor activity
Source: RefSeq, a predicted model, not a curated record
AUGCAAAUGAAGGGGCGGGGAGGGGCCAUCUGGGCGUGGUUUCGACGUGGGCGUGGCCUCGCCCUCAACUGUGACGGCACUGCUGGGCAGGGGGCGUGGCUUAGCCGCGGUGGGGGACGGGACGAGACGGCGCACCUGAGAGACGUCACAGCAAUGGCGGCGCUCGGGAGGCUGUUACCGCUGCUGCUGCUCCUCCCCGCGGCCUCCGCCGAGCCCCGGCCUGGGCCCAGCGGCCUCCCCGUGCCCGGUCCCUGCUGGCUGCCCAAGGCCGUGGGCCGGUGCCGCGCCGCGGUGCCGCGCUUCUGGUUCAACAGCACCAGCGGCUCCUGCCAGGCCUUCACCUACGGCGGCUGCGACGGCAACGCCAACAACUUCGCCACGGAGCGGGAAUGCCGGGAGAGCUGCGCUCCACUCCGCUCCUUGCCUGGGCCCAGCACUGCCUCCAGCUAUGCCGAGCACUGCCUGGCUCCCGCGCAGACCGGGCCGUGCCGCGCCGCUUUCCCGCGCUGGUUUUACAGCCCGCGCGACGGCGCGUGCCGCCGCUUCAUUUACGGCGGUUGCCAGGGCAACCGCAACAACUACGGCAGCCGGGAGGAGUGCUGGAAGCGCUGCGGCCGCGGUGAGCGC